Messenger RNA from Eublepharis macularius, 5064 nucleotides. RefSeq names its product keratin, type II cytoskeletal 5-like. The record is from RefSeq and is a predicted model, not a curated record. The transcript is spliced from 9 exons. Bases 109 to 1998 code for a protein of 629 amino acids. Gene Ontology annotation, biological process: intermediate filament organization; keratinization. Gene Ontology annotation, cellular component: keratin filament. Lineage: Eukaryota; Metazoa; Chordata; Lepidosauria; Squamata; Eublepharidae. Gene Ontology annotation, molecular function: structural constituent of skin epidermis.
AUCUCCCACUCCCACAGCACAGGGGGCUCUCCGUCUCCUCUCUCAGGCAGCUCUUCUCUUCCUGCUUCACAACCUUGCCGUCCUCUCUACUCUUCCUACGGUGCCACAAUGAACCGGCAGUUCAGCUCCCGAUCGGUGUCAACGGGUGGAAGAAGGGGCUAUUCCGUUUCUGGCAGUGGCUUCAGAGCAAGCAGUGGUUCAACAUCCCUCGUUCCCAUUGGAGGAGCGGGAACGUUCGUUGGUGGCUUUGGCAGCAGGAGUCUCUACAGCCUUGGUGGAAGCAAGAGGAUAUCUCUGGGCCUAGUUUCUGGUGCCGGUGGAGGUCACUUGGGAGGGGGCUUUGGUGGAAGAGGCUUGGCUGGUGGUGGUCUAGGGUUCAGCAGCAUUAGUGCUGCAAAUUAUGGAGGUUUCGGUGGCGGUGGUGGUGGCUUUGGCAGUGGCGUAGGCCUUGGUGGUGGUGUGGGAUUUGGAGGUGGUGCAGGCCUUGGCGGCGGCACAGGCCCGGGGGGCUUUGGUGUUGGAGGAUUUGCCAUUUCAGGACCUGGGCCCUAUGCACCGCCUGGGCGCAUCCACAAUGUCAUUGUUAACAAGAAUCUACUUACUCCGCUACACAUGGAAGUCGAUCCUGAGCUCCAGAGAGUUCGGGUGCAAGAAAGAGAACAGAUCAAGACCCUCAACAACAAAUUUGCUACCUUCAUUGACAAGGUACGAUUCCUCGAGCAACAGAACAAAGUGCUGGAGACCAAAUGGGACUUGCUGUACCAGCAGGGCACGCCGGCUCUGAGAGACAAUCUUGAACCCCUCUUUGAAGCGUACAUUGACUCCCUCCGACGGCAGCUGGAAAGUCUAAUCACCGAUAAAAACCACCUGGAUAUUGAACUGAAGAACACACAAGAGCUUGUCGAAGAUUUCAAGAACAAAUACGAGGAUGAAAUUAACAAACGUACAGCUUGUGAGAAUGACUUUGUGGUGCUCAAAAAGGACGUGGACGGUUCCUAUAUGCACAAGAUUGAUCUGGGAUCCAAGGCCGAUUCCUUGACUCAGCACAUCCAAUUCUUAAGAGCACUCUUUGAUGCGGAACUUACUCAAUUACAGUCACAAGUCAAGGACACCAGUGUCAUCCUUCAAAUGGACAACAACAGAGAUCUGGACCUGAAUAGCAUCAUUACUGAAGUCAAAGCUCAGUAUGAAGAGAUUGCCAACAGAAGCAGAGCCGAAGCAGAAGCAUGGUACCAAAGCAAGUUCCAGGAACUCCAAAGCACAGCUUCCAAACAUGGGGAUGAACUGAAAUCCACCAAAGAUGAGAUUGCAGAAUUGAGCCGGGUUGUCCAAAGACUUCGUGCUGAAAUUGAAAUUGUGAAGAAAGCGGUGAAUGGUCUACAUUCUUCUAUAGCAGAAUCUGAGCAGCGUGGGGAGCUAGCACUCAAAGACGCUCGGACAAAGUUGCUCGACCUCCAGACUGCCCUACAGACCCGCAAGGAUGAGCUGGCUCGCCUGCUGCGUGAUUACCAGGAGCUGAUGAAUGUGAAAUUGGCUUUGGACAUUGAGAUUGCCACCUAUAGAACAUUGCUGGAGGGAGAGGAGAGCAGGAUGUCUGGGGAGUGCCAAACUCCUGUCAACAUCUCUGUGAUCAGCAGUUCCAGUUCUAUUGGUGGUGGUGGCGGCAGCGGAUACGGUAUCGGCGGGGGAAGUGGAUAUGGUGUCGGAGGCGGCGGCGGAUAUGGAGCCGGAGGAGGAAGUGGAUAUGGUGUUGGAGGCGGCGGCGGAUAUGGUGUCGGAGGAGGAAGUGGAUAUGGCAUUGGAGGGGGAAGUGGAUUUAGUCUUGGAGGUGGUGGUGGUGGACAUAGCCGCAUCAGUGUUGGAGGAGGAGGAAUCGGCCGACAUAGUGGAGGCAGCCUAAGUGGUACGGGAAGCCUAGGUGGUAGCGGCUAUGGCGGGGGAAGUUCAAGUGUGAAGUUUGUUUCAUCCACAACAUCAAGCAAGAGAAUAAGCAGUUAAGGUUUUUUUUUUUUAAAUCAUCAUUCCUUGCUUCAUGAAACAAACAUCCCUCCCUCUCACAAUACAUGUAUUGCUGGUAAUCAUCUCCCACAAACUUCCCACUUCAACCACAAAGGCAAGAAAGAAAAGGCAAAUAUCAUCUGCCGUGUUUUCCUGUCAUUCCCUCAUGUUAUCCUCAGAGCUGAAACUUGCAAUACUACUUUUGCAUGAAAUCGGGCAGGAGGAGGGGGGCACGUGUUUGAAUAUUUCUCCAUAACCUCCUUGCAAAUGCCAAACUGGGAUGUUAAGGAGAAUUUUUUUUCACCUCACCUUCUUUUGACGUGCUAGUUUUUUGUUUACAGGGAAGGUCAUUUUUUUAAAAAAUAUAUGGGGAGUGUGAUCACAUACCUACAAGCUAUGAAGUGGCACGGGAAACACGGCACUCCAUGCCAUGCCUGUUCAAGGCGUGUGUUCACCAGCAGAGCUAAAAGAGAGCUGCUUUUACUCUGCAGUCUACUAAUUUGUCUAUCCCAACCAACUAAUGGCCCUGGGUGGGGGGAGGACUUUAUCCCCUAUCUCUCCCCCUCUAGGCUGCUUAAUGCUUCCAGGGACUUGCGCAUUCUCAUUCUCUCUCCUUUGCCCCAUUUUUUCUUAUGCUGACACUCGGCCAUUCUAAACAUUCCAUUCCUCCUGGAACAUUUUCUGUCCUGUUCAAUCUGUUUUUUAACCAUUUCUUUUUCUGUUGUUUACUUGACAAAGUCGUCUUUUUUCCUUGCAUACUUGGAGAAUCUCCAGAAUGGGUAGAGAGACCACUAUCUAGUUCAUGGGUGGCCCCAUUGCUCAGCUUUCAUUAUCCACAGAGGAGCCAGCCAGUUUACUCUUAGGGCCAAGCUACAAGUGAUGAAUGACACUUGAACGGCAAGUGUAUUUCUCCCUGUUCACUUGCCUUCCACUCAAUCCACUUGCCGUUCAAGUGUCAUUUGUUACUUGUAGCUUGGCCCUUAGAUAUCACAAUGAGCGUAACUUUAGUUAUAGAGCAACUUUCUUUCAUUGUGUUGCUUUUUAUGCUGUGUAGAUGUACAAGAAACAGUCACAUAUUUUGUCCCAGAAUAUCUUUUUCUAUAGGUUCUCAGUUGUUUCCUCCUUAAAACAGGACUGGAUGGUCCCAUUUUGAGACAAGGACCAAAACACACCCCAAACACACCAGAACAGGAAAAGAUGGGUACUUAAUUGAAGCUAAAGAGAAAUGAGAGUAAUAAAACCAUGCAGCUUCAAUUUAAAAUGGUAACCCAUUCCUACCCUGUUUUAAACUUACGUUUCUUCAGGAGUUCAGGGUGGCUGAAUAUAAACCACAGCUCAGGUAUAUUAUUGCUUCACUAUCAUCUUCAAGUACGUGAUGAGGUAAGCACUUGUUUAUAAAAGACUGUGACAAAUUUGUCAGUUCCUAGGUUCCUCAGGACAAUUUUUACAGCUAAAAGUGAUAUCUUGAAAGGCAAUAGCAACAACACCAAAAAAAGGUUUUGCAGUUUGUGGACUGUGACAACCACUCCUAGCUCUGUGACAUGGGUUUCCCUCACAAAAUGGGCCCAGUCUGGGGACAGAUCAGCCUGUGAGUUCCUGAAGUGACAUGUGAACUCAUCCUCAGGGUGUGAACCUCCUAUGUCAGGAAAAGGAGAUGAAGGCCUGUUACAAAAUAUUAAUCUGGCAUCCUCUAUCUCUUUUACUCAUGGGCUACAUUUUCUCAGCCUGCACAUAAAUACUGCCUCCUGUUUCCCCAUCCCAGUUUUUAAAUGAGGCAGGGUGCCCGGUCAUUUCUUCUCCUCUGGGGCCUUAGUUACAGAGAAUUUAGCCAAAAUGUUCAAGGCACCCCUAUCAAAAUCAUAAUGUAGUGAUGGGAAAAGUCCUUUUAAAGGCACAGGAGCCCUUCCAAAGAAAAGGUUGGCAGCCCUCAUUUGACUGAACAUUUUUCACUGAACCUUGAAAUGUUUGUUCUGGAGUGUGGCAGUAGAACAUAAAAGAAUUCUAAAAAGAUUUUUUUUUAAAUUUUACAUCAAUUUAUUCCAAAGCCAUUCAUCUUGAGAUAAUCAUUUUCAAUACCAAAUAUUUCAUUCAGGCACACACCGAAUGCAUAUCUACACUAAUAGCCUAUUGUCAGUUUUAUAUCAAUUUCACAGUGAUGGCUUCCCCCCCAAAUCCUGGGAAUUGUAAUUUGGCGCGGGCGUUGAGAAUUCUCUGCUGUGCUGAAGACCAGUAGGCUUGCCCUCAUUGAAAUACAAUUCCCAGAAUUCUUUAGGUAAAGAGAAUUAUAAUUGAACCAGUGAAAAUGUUCCUUUUUUUCAAUGCAACCACCAAAUCCCAACAGCAAUUGUAUAUCUAUAAUAAGGCGUUGAAGAUGCUAUGACAGAAUGAUCAUUGCCCUUGCUAUAUACAUACAUUUCUUUGGUUCCAGUGUGGUCAAACAGGUUUCUGCCACUGUGCAUGACCAGAAAUGAUAAUGGGGGUGUCUGCACACUCCCUUGACAACAAUGCACCAGAUCUUAUUACACUGGAUAAUGAUGCGCCGGUCAUAUAAUCUUCAGCGCUAUCAUUUGUCUUGGGAAUAUGUUCCUUCGCAUGUCUUUUUUUGGAAUUAUGCAACCAUAAACUGCAUUUUCUCCAAUGUUUACUUCCUCCUUUUUGCAGUAUCUUGAGGAGGAAUAUUUGAGUUCUCCAUCACAGGUGUUAACGGGAGUCAGUCGUUUCUAAAGCAAUUUCAUUGGGGCCACACAAGGCAACUGCGUCCCCUCCCUUCCACUUUUUGGAGUGAUUUUGUCUGUUACUUGCAAUAGCCAAGAAGGAUUUUUUUUUAAAAAAAGAAGUGUUCCUCAACAGUGUGUCUUACUUAAAGUGAAUGAGUCCCUGAGUGAGCUUACAUCUGUCCUGUUUAUUGCUUAACCUGCUCCUUCAGUUUGUGCAUGCAAAUGGGAGCACCUUUUUCUCCCUACACUGGUGGUAUUGUAAAGUUUAAAUGGUCUUUGUAUAUUGCUUCCACCUUCUUGAGAACUCUAACAUUUCCGGUGUCUUUAAUAAAAUUGCAUUGUGUAGAAA